Molecule: messenger RNA, 1028 nt
Organism: Cherax quadricarinatus
Lineage: Eukaryota; Metazoa; Arthropoda; Malacostraca; Decapoda; Parastacidae
Source: RefSeq, a predicted model, not a curated record
AUGAUCCUUUAUGUGGGUCUCUGUCAAAUGCAAACAUUGCUUUUGACUCUGGCAACAUUGUUUGGGCAAGAUGUAGAGAAUAUUGUCGCAGCCCCUUGUGGAUGCAAAAAAUUGGAACGAGACCGUGCAGUUAAUGACCUCAAUGUGAAGAUUAAAUCCUUUUCACCCGAGUUUAUUGAAAGUUUACAACGAGCUCUGUUGAAUAUUGUCUGUGAUUGUUCCAGUCCAUGGGAGAGUAAACAUGGUUCUCUUUUGGGACUGCGAGUGAUAGUCUUGGUUUCCGUGCCAGAUGCAGAGAGCCAGAUACAAUUGGAGGUUCGACAGGCAUCACUUAAAGCUCUCACUGACCUGGAAGUGAGAGUAAGACAGGCAGCAGGAGAAGUAUUGGGCUCACUCUGUCAGAAAGAUGAAGGUGCCACAUAUGCCUCGUGCCGAUCACAUGUUUUGGAGUUGGUGCGAAGUAACCUGGAGAGACAAAUGACUGAUGAUGAAGCUUCUAGAAAUGAACAUGAAGCUACAAGGCAACUUAUGGAGAAGUUGUCUGCAGGAACACGAGAGAGGAGGAACAGUGGUGAUGCAGCACAGAUUUUUCAUGACACUGCUGGCUGGCGGAACUUGGAAACAAGCAUGAAGUGUCUUGAGCAUAUGAUCGCUGGUUCUGGAGCAAACUUUCUUCCUUACAUUGACCAAGAUCUACUGGACCUAAUCUUUAAAGCUCUGUGUCAUACCAACCGCUUUGUGAGGGAAACUGGCUACAACGUGUGUGCUGCUCUGGUGUCAUGUGGACCAUAUGAUGGUGCAGAAUUACUGGAAACAAACCCUGUGUUCCUGUUUGGUGACCAGUUGUCACGUUACCUUGGAAAGGGUUUGGCUGACAAUUGGAGCCAGGUACGCUUGGCAGCAUUAGUAGCAACUCGUAAGUUCCUGAUGUCCCUUCCACCUGCAGCUCGAGAACGCUUCUUCCCAGUGCUUCUACCAAGGCUCUGUCUUAAUAGGUAGGUGGAACAAUUCUGUAGAAGAGAACUAGA